GGAGCGGAGGGAGGGACAAAAGGCCCGCAGCGUAUGGGAUGGUUACGCCACUCACACUUGGAGGAGAGCUGACGGGACAGAGGUGCAGGCCAAUCGCAGUCAGGCCUCUGGAGGCAGAGAGACUGGGGUGGAGACUUCGGAGACUGCAGUUGCAGUUCUAAAAACAGGUGGAGUUGGCUAUGGAUAAUUCAUAUGGUUUCCAUCAACAAAGCUCAUGUAAUAGAAUUUCAUCUGAGAAGAAAAACAACUUCCUUGUGUCAGAAGAUCAUGGACAGAAAAUCUUAAGUAUACUACAGAAUUUUAGAGAACAGAAUGUCUUUUAUGAUUUCAAAAUAAUCAUGAAAGAUGAAACAAUCCCAUGUCAUCGUUGUGUGUUAGCAGCAUGCAGUGACUUUUUCAGGGCUAUGUUUGAAGUAAACAUGAAAGAAAGAGAUGGUGGAAGUGUUACCAUUACUAAUUUGUCCUCCAAAGCAGUAAAAGCGUUUCUUGAUUAUGCCUAUACUGGAAAAACAAAGAUAACAGAUGAUAAUGUGGAAAUGUUUCUCCAGUUGUCAUCGUUUCUUCAAGUUUCCUUCCUAUCCAAAGCUUGCAGUGACUUUUUAAUAAAAAAUAUCAAUCUUGUCAACUGUUUACAGUUAUUAUCUAUCUCAGAUAGCUAUGGCUCUACCCGUUUGUUUGAUCAUGCUUUAUACUUUGUACAACAUCACUUUUCUUUAGUAUUUAAAUCCAGUGAUUUCUUAGAGUUGAAUUUUGGAGUACUACAGAAGUGUCUGGAAUCAGAUGAAUUAAAUGUUCCCGAAGAAGAAACUGUACUGAAAGUCGUCCUCAGUUGGACUAAACAUAACUUAGAAUCAAGGCAAAAGCAUCUGCCUUAUUUGAUUAAAAAAGUAAGAUUAUAUCACUUAUCUGAGGAGACACUUCAAGACUGUCUGCUCAAUGAAGAGUGUUUACUCAAAAGCACAGACUGUUUUGACGUGAUCAUGGAUGCGAUUAAGUGUGUGCAAGGUUCUGGCGGACUUUUCCCUGAUGCCCGACCCUCCACAACUGAAAAGUACAUAUUUGUUCACAAAACUGAGGAAAAUGGAGAAAAUCAAUACACAUUUUGCUAUAAUAUUAAAAGUGAUUCAUGGAAAAUACUGCCACAGUCACACCUAAUUGAUUUGCCAGGAUCUAGUCUGUCUAGCUAUGGGGAGAAAAUAUUCUUGACAGGUGGUUGCAAAGGGCCGUGUUGCAGAACCGUCCGGCUCCAUAUUGCAGAGUCAUAUCAUGAUGCCACUGAUCAAACCUGGUGCUACUGUCCAGUCAAAAAUGAUUUCUUCCUGGUAUCAACCAUGAAAACACCAAGAACCAUGCAUACAUCAGUUAUGGCUCUCAAUCGGUUAUUUGUCAUAGGUGGUAAGACUAAAGGCUCUCAGGACAUUAGAAGUCUCUUAGCUGUUGAAUCUUACAACCCUCUUUCCAAAGAAUGGAUAUCUGUUAGCCCAUUGCCCAGGGGCAUCUACUAUCCCGAAGCAAGUGCAUGCCAAAAUGUAAUUUAUGUUCUUGGAUCAGAGGUAGAGAUUACAGAUGCUUUUAACCCAUCACUUGACUGCUUUUUUAAAUACAAUGCCACAACCGAUCAGUGGUCUGAACUAGUGGCAGAGUUUGGGCAGUUUUUUCACGCAACACUAAUCAAAGCUGUCCCAGUAAACUGUACGCUGUAUAUAUGUGACCUUUCCACCUAUAAGGUUUAUAGUUUUUGUCCAGAUACUUGCGUUUGGAAGGGUGAAGGAUCUUUUGAAUGUGCAGGCUUUAACGCAGGUGCAGUUGGCAUUGAAGAUAAAAUUUAUAUAUUAGGUGGUGAUUAUGCACCAGAUGAAAUCACAGAUGAAGUCCAGGUCUACCACAGCAGCAGGUCCGAGUGGGAGGAAGUUUCACCAAUGCCAAGAGCCUUAACCGAAUUUUACUGCCAGGCGAUUCAGUUUAAUAAAUACAGGGACCCAUGGUUUUCUAAUCAUUACUAAAAGUAGUUUGUGAUCAGACAUCCUAAAACUAUUACAGCUUAGAAACCUGCAGUAAAUCUGUUAACCUUAAUUGUUGGUAAAAAGGUCUUCACAGCCUAAUAAAAUGCACCUUCUGUUAGAGAAUUACUAUGAAUGUACACCAUCUAUGAAUUAGCAAUUUCCAGAAACUUAAAAUACAGAAUACAUUUUACCAAAAAUUACACUGUAUUUAAUUUAAUCUUGUAGAAUCUAGAAUACUUAGUAUUUUCAUAUGUAAAAUAAAACUCAUAGGCUUUGAUGUUUUGAUUUUUGAAGUAUUUUAUCCAUGAAAGACUAGUUAAAAAUGAAUCUGAGUUAACAGAUUUGUGCAAUUUAAAUGGGAGGAAUCUCUUUAGGUAGUAAAAACCGUUUAUUUACACUCUGUAUUACAUGAAGUGAAAAAUAAAUUAGAGGUGAGAAUUCUACCUUGUUACUAUAGGUAUAAGAGCUGUUGAAUUCCUAUUUUUUCCAAUCAUUGGUUAGCUGCUUCUAAGCCCUUUCAUUUCUUUCAUCACUUUUAGUCAGGAAAUUUCUGAAAUGUAGUGUAUUUCCCCUGCCUUCUAAACUGUACAGUAAAUAUGGUUUAUCUCUUUUUAUGAUUCAACUCUUCAUUAAGAGCAUAAUGUAACCGUAUUGUUAUGCCACAAUGCCAUUGGCAGUUACUGAAAUGCCUUAAAAAUUGCUGAUUGUCUUAGUUGUCAGUGUUAGUUCGUUUCAUUUUCCAGCAAGAUUAUUUCUCGUAUUUUCUGACUCAUGCUCAGUAAAGUAGCAUUCUUGAUUUAAUUAAUUCUAAGUUACAGCUGACCUGAGUUUAUCUUAACAUUGUAACCCAUGGAGUGAAGUUCUUGAAUUAUGGGAUGAUUGUCCUAAAAUACUUUUUUCCUAUCAUGUUGCCAGUUUCCAAUGUGAGGAUGUAGAAAAUCUGACCUGUAGAUAAGUGGAUCACCCUUGUUGACAUUUCUUAUACUUUUACAUGUCCAAAUUUGAGUUGUAAUAAGAAAUUUCAGCAUUUCAACUAGUACCAUGUCAGCUUCCUAUAGUGAUAUAUACCAGCUGUAAAGCACUGUGUAUGUUUACUACUUCAGUAAGUUAUAGUGAAUUAUUUCCUAAAUUUAAAAAUACAACUGGGCUUUUGGUAUUGAUAGUAGUACUCAAAAACUUGCAUCUGAUUAGAUGUUUAAUCAUCUUUAACCCGAACAAUGAAAGAGUAUUAAUCAUCCUUGUUCUCAGCUAAGAUGAUUCUGCCUUGUAAGAGGACAUGUUUCUUUAGUCAGUCUUAAAGGUACAGGCAUUUCAGGUUUUAAGCCUCCUGAUUUACAGCUCAGGUAAUGUGUAGACUAUUUCUCUGGAAUCAAAUGUAGUUUCCCAUAUACUGUAGUAAAUGUUAAUCUGUUGUAAAUAUACAUAUUCUUUAGAUGUAGAAAUAUACUGAAAUGCAGGUCUUUUACCAUAUAAAUUUAUGCAAUCAUAAGCUUCAAAUAUAUUUUUCAAAGUAGAACAGGAUAUUAGACUAAGUUAUUGUGCAGUUCCAAAAUCGGAGACUGUCCCUAAUCCGAUGACGGUUGCAUACAAGUAUUCUGCAGAACUGGCGGCUUCCUCCCUAUCUACCUUUGUUGGCUCUGCUCUUUUUCCUCUGUGUGCAUGUGUAAGAGAAAAAGAAACAAUUCAGGGGAGGCUUUCUUCUGUGUGAAUGUGUGGCUUUGAAAACAAGUUAUUUGAGAAAGAACAUAAUACUUUGGGUGACCUGUAUGUGGAUUUACUAAAAGUCUUAAUUUAAGCAUAUAUAAAUGAGAGUAUGUAAAAAAAAAAAUAAAUAUUGUUUUUAAGCAAUGACUCUAGGAAUUGUUCAUCUUUCCAGAAAGGAGAAACUAAAGCAAAGUAGAAUCCUUUCCUAAUCUUGAUUCAUUAUUAUAUUUUGAUUUCUACCAUUCUUCUCAUUGGCCAUUGAUUUCUAAUAAUGUUACUAGAAAUAUCCUUGUUAUCAAAGCUUAGAUGGCUCCCUCUGCAUUUGAUUUAAUACACUUUCUAAUGCACAAGGCUUUCUGCCUUAGUUUCCAAAACUGCUGCAGGUCACUUGUUAAUCAUUUUCAUUUGUUGCCAUCCCUUUACAUCUGUACCUGAGUGCUCUUCAUCAGUUGUAACUGCAAGAAAAGGAGUCUGUCUGGUCAUAAAACCCCAAACUCCUCCUGUAUUUACUGUUUGUUUUCCCCUGGGCACCAUCACAAUCUGUGCUGGGCUUGGCUCCGUUAAUCAUUGACCUUGUUCUCUCUAAUUUUGCAUCAUCUGGUAAAGGUAACACUUUAAUUUUAUCUUAUCAAAUGGUUAUUGAAAAAUGGUUCUCUGUGUUGAAAAAUCCUCAAGGAACCCAACCAUGUACACACAUGGUCAUUGACUAAGUUGGUUAUCUCCUUCUGAUCUUGGCAAUCACUUUGGCUUCACUGAGAACCAUAUAUAUUAUUCUGGCCUCACCUUCCAUUCUGGAUCUCUGACAUGCAAAUCUCAGUGAUCUCUCAAGACUGUUCUCAGUACCCUCAGGAGGAGCUGUUUUUCUGUCUGUAAGGUUAGGAAGUAACAUCCCUUUAUCUAUGACUUCUUCCUUUAGUCUUUUUCUUUUUUUUCUUCUUUAAAGUCUACUUUCCUUUCAUUACCAUCCUUCAGCCAAUGCUGCAGUGUAAGAGAUAGAAUAAUUCUGCUCCUUAUCCAGAUUGCUUUCAUUCUUGUGGAAAAUACUAUUUGGCAUUUCUAAAUCCUUUAGUAUUUGUCUUGGUCCACUACAUUUGGAUUAUGCACGCAGAAAAUUCUAAUACAGUAGUGUCUUUUAAAAUUGGAAGUGGGUAUAUGCCACUAUUAAAUAUUAAAAAGAUUAAAUUCAACAUUUAUAUAAGGUCAAAGUUAAUGAACAUUUAGAGCAAUCUUCAAACUUGAUUUACUGUGUGGAGCACCUUUUGUUCAUCUGUUACCUGUGAGACUAAGCAAUAUGUGGAAUAUUUACAUAAUCAAAACUAACUACAUUCCCAUAACACUCAACUCUGGUAUGGGGAGGGAAAGAGGUCUUUAUCAUAGUAGUAUUUACUCCAUGUUACCCUUGGAAGCUAGAAUAUUGUUUGAGAGCAACCACAUCCUGCAACAUGGUUCCAUCUUUCCCAGAUACCAGUAAGAGCAACUGAAUAGUGUUCAGUGUGCCUCAAAGCAUGUGAUUUGAAAAUCAGAGUCAAAGAAACAGGAAAACAUCUGUUUAGAUUUGGAAGCAAUAAAUAUAAUGAUUAAAUAUAUUGUUGUAUAUAUGAUGUUACUUUUAGAUCAUCCUUCUUGGUUUAAUUGGAACUUGUGUUUGGAAACACAUAUUUAGAAUUGAGUGUAUAAGACUCAAAUGUCUUCCAAUGGGCAGCUCUUUAGGGCAACCUAAAAACAAAGGCUAGAAUUUAUAGGGAAGCAGCAGAUUUUGGUUCAACUUAAGAAAAAACUUUUCUCCACUUUAUAGAGCCAUACUUAGAAUAAAACUAGUUAUCAAAGACUAUGGCAUGUGGCAGGUGAUUAGCCCAGUAAAUUCCUACACAGGAGUACACAACCAAAGAUUUCUACAUUCUAUUUACACAUUUUCACCUGAUUGCUUACUGCUUCCAUUUAUUUAGCAUUUGGGUAUUCUCGGUAACUUGAGUUCAAUGAUUCUGCAUACUCAAGAUUGCAGUAAGACUUGAGUCUUAAAAGUACAUCAUUGUAGGAGCAUUUUUAUUGAAGGAAAUUUGUUCUUUUUUUUUAAUUACUCAGGAAAAAGGUCUGUAAAUGGUGCUGACAUUUAUAGUGAACUAUAUAUAAUGUGGAUUUUUCCUUCUGUCUACCGUAUGUGCACAUUUGUUUUAUAGUGAAUAGAAGAUUUUGAAAGACCAUUAUUUAAAAUUUUCUCCUAAAUUAUUGUUCUUAUUUCACUGUAAAUGUAGCUAUAUAGCUAAAUGUAGUGAUUCUAAUAAAAAAUUCUGUGAUUUGAAAGGAUAUCUUUAUAUCUUAAAAUUCUAGAUGUAUUUAUAAAUUAUAUUUAAUGAUGCUGAUGCUUAAUCAGAUUUAAAACAUAAAUAGAAUUUAAUCACAGGAUGAUAUUACACACUUAUCAAAAGAUAACUCUUCUAAAUCAUAGACUCAUAUCAAACUUGAAAUUCACCUUGGAAUCUAAUACAGCUCCGACCUGUUAAAGCCCCUCUGAAUUCUAAAACACCCUUGACAGAUGAUUUUCUUCCAAAUUCUAAUUCAGUUCUUUCAGGGUAAAGUGCUCACUACCUCCAUUUUUUAACAGGUCUAUUAGAAAGUUCUUUCUAACAUUGAAAUGUAAUUUUACCCCCCUUGUAAUAACUUUCCAUCCUUGGUCCUAGGUUGCCGUCUCCGUAAGUAUUAGAAACAGCAUGUCUUCCAUUCCUCGAAUAUCAAGGCUUCAUUUUCCUUCUUGUUCAAAUGCUUAACACUUUAAACCUGCACAAUGGCUGGGAUUACAUGCUUUCUCUUGUAUAGUUGCCUCAGAGAAUACAUCUUAGCUCUAUGGCUUUUUUUUUCUUUUUGGUGUGUUGAGCCUGACCAGCAUUGCAGAAUCGCUUGAUAAUGCAGGCAUCUCGUUCCCUUAAACAUUUCUCUAGCUCUUAUAAACCCAAUAUGGGUUAAAGCCUUGUAUCUCUUUCCUUCUACUCCCCAUCAACAUAAUCACAAAUAUAUAUCUUCUGGGAGAGGGAGUCUAAAGCCAGAUUUUAAUAUCUUUCAAUUAUUUGUCAUUAGAUACGGUUUUCAGAAUUUUUUAAAAACAAUUCAAAAAGAGACCCUAAAAAGUAUACCAAAAAAUAGAAACCAAAGCAGUCACAUUCUUGGUAGUUAAUGAGAGGACAGUUUGCUCACAAAUCAAUAAAGCCCAGCCUUAUAGUAACAAAGUCCAGAGAUUCAUCUGUACUUGUUUGUUUAGUUCGAUACAGCGUGAUAGUUCCAGAAAACAAGGCCAUUACUAAAUAACUCUACAGGUCAGGUAGCUUUAUUCAUCUCAUUAACUUUUUGACAACAUUCCCAAUCAUAACUGUCUAACUAGCUCAACAAAUUAUGCUACUGGUUCCAAAAGUAACAAGGUUAUUCGAAUAACUCAGAGUACAAUUCUCUUGAGUAUCACAUUGUGGUGUAAAUAUUUCUUCACAUGUUUGUCUUCCUCAUUUAAUGGGAAACUCUUAGGAAUAGUGACAUAUAUUUAUCAUUUCUGGACCUAGCAAUUAGCACAGUGCCUGCAUAUAUAAUAAGACAUCUAAUAAACUGACAUUCUGUUGAGCCAAUAUGUGAAGCAGAAUUUAUUAUAGUUAUAUUGUUACUGAAUAGGUUAGAUAUAACUGUACAUUUUGCAAUUGUUUUAAGGUACAAAAGAGAUUAUUUUGAUUACAUUAGGAUUUUGCAUUUUAGAAUGCUACACAUUGUACUUUAGUUAUCUAUUAAUGUAUGUAUUCAUUCUUUUUGUAAUAUUUGAUAUCUUUCUCAUGUUCAAAGUCUGGGUUAGGUAAUUUAUACAACUGUUUGUUAGUAUGUGUUGUAUACGAGCUUCCGUUAGUAUGUGGAAAAGUUGGUAAUGAAGUAUUUUUUGAGAAUGUAAUUGCAUUCAACAGUGCAUUGCCCACCUUUGGAGAACAUACACAGUUGUUUGUACAGUUGUAUAGUGUAUGUAUAAUUGGUUCAUGAGAUUAUACAUUGAAAAUAAUUUAUCCACUGAAUUUUUAGUGCUUAAAGAUUAUUUGUUCUCCUUGAAUUUUAAUUAUAAUAUUUAAUUCUGUGUUUCCUUUCAAAUGCAAUAAUAGAUAAGACAGUGACUGAAAGUUUCAUUAGUAGACAUGCAACCCCCAUUUCUCCUAUAAGAGCAUAAUAGCUUUAGUGGCUUUUUUCCUACUUAGGAGAUAGUGCUCAAAGCUACUUAACAUUGCAUAUCUAAGUAAUUUACUUCAUGUCCCUAUUAGUAGAAAUAUGGGCUUUUGCCGUAUGCUAUGAGAAAUAAAAUCAGCAUUUUUUUCAGGUCCAUGUUAACCAUAUUAACAU
Molecule: messenger RNA, 8063 nt
Organism: Camelus dromedarius (Arabian camel)
Lineage: Eukaryota; Metazoa; Chordata; Mammalia; Artiodactyla; Camelidae
Gene: KBTBD3
Product: kelch repeat and BTB domain containing 3
Exons: 3
Coding region: 180-2003 (607 amino acids)
Molecular function (GO): protein binding
Source: RefSeq, a predicted model, not a curated record